AAUAUUUCGCUUGGAUUUUACAUACAGACGACGACCAGUGCCCUGUAAGAUUAAUCACAAUCAUUCAUCGAAGAAUAAAAAGGUGAAUUGCAGCCAGCGUUGAUUGCUGCGAAUCCUGCACGUCGAUUUGUAUUGCUUCAGUGGGUGUCGGUGAUCUGGUCAAGGUGGCUCCUUUCAAGUUCAAAUUCAGCAGGAUGUCCAAGUCGAACUCAUCGACGAGGAGCAAUUCCGUGGAGACGCAGGAUAACUGCGACAGCGAGGUGAGCAGCCCACAGAACAACGUUCCGGCCAUCCUGGAGGGCACCGAGGGUCAGGACCUGAUGCCGUCCAGUCCUCCGCCAUCCUACGAGUUUGUUUUGGAAGAAACGAGAUUGCAGAAGCAGGCCAGCGUGUCCACGCCAACAAAGGGUCCAGAAAUCCUGCACAAAUCCAGCAAGGAGCUGUACAAAGCCGUCGCGAAGCAAUUCGGAAUCACGUGCAAAAUGUCGGAUCAGUGUAGAUGCUUCGACUGCCAAAGUCACUACUUCGACUGCGAGUACGAGCAGAACGAGCAGGAGAAGACGGACGGAGGACUCGGCGCUGGAACACCAAUGUUCAUAUCGGAGGUGAUGCACGGUACGGCCUGCAGUAUCCUUUAGACACAGCCUUCGCCUUCCCCCCCUUUGGACAGGUUGAAGCAAACUUCGACUAUUAUUUUUGUAACAUUUCGGGCGCAAUUUAGAAGACCUGACGAAUGUAACAUAGUCUGAUAUAUAGGUGCUUACAAAAAGAGAAUCUCGAAAGUGUAGAUUCCAUUUAGACGAA
This is a messenger RNA of Nicrophorus vespilloides, 804 nucleotides long. RefSeq lists its product as uncharacterized. The coding region runs from base 195 to 638 and encodes 147 amino acids. The record is from RefSeq and is a predicted model, not a curated record. The transcript is spliced from 3 exons. Lineage: Eukaryota; Metazoa; Arthropoda; Insecta; Coleoptera; Silphidae.